Messenger RNA from Durusdinium trenchii, 4914 nucleotides. The record is from the annotation of a GenBank genome assembly. NCBI's taxonomy places the organism in Eukaryota, Dinophyceae, Suessiales, Symbiodiniaceae.
AUGCCGCGAGACUGGCUCCAAUCGGCAGUUCCGCCGAUCCUGAGUCCUCGCCUCGACCCGGACUCCUGCGAGCACAAGGACAUCAAGAGGUACGGCAACGCCCAUGGCCGCUUCGCGAGAUGCAAUCAGUGCCUGAGAAAAUGGAGAUGGAACACCAAGAAGGGGGAUUGGGACAUUUGGUAUUCCCGCGGCGAUGGCUCUCCAAGUUCCUCUUCAGCACCAUUGCCAUUGCCUCAGCCGUCAUCGAAGGCCACACCUCCCUUGGGAGCCUCUCCAAAGAAGAUCAAGCCCAAGUUCAAGGCAGCGCCAGCGGCUCUACAACGUCAAGCUCGCAUCAGGGACUACGAGCGGACGGACCCUACUUCGACGGCGCUGAGUGGAUGGACGAACUUCCGCUUGGGCUACACCCUCCACACGGACCACCUGGACGAGCAGGGGCAAUACGAGCUGUUCCAGAUCUUGGAGCAGGAAUCUCCUCUGCAAGCAGAACCUACGACGGUGGCCGAGCACAUCUUCCUCAACGAGGAGACCUACCAGCCGCAGCGGGAGAAGCUGGAGAUGUUGGCGGAUCGCAAACGCCACGAGCGACUGGUCGAGAUGGGAGUUCUUCGCGAGGAGGACGACGAGAUCAUGGACUGGGGUCUGGUGGACCACGAGCUGAAAGGUGAGUGGAAGAAGGCCGCUCAGGUCCUCGAGAUGGAGUACAAGGUCAACAACAGCGGCGCCAGCGUGAGAGAUCGACCACCACCACAUGUGGACCUAUGGGAGCUGUUCGCCGGAUCUUGCAACUUGAGCCGCCUGGCUCCACACUAUGACCUGAACACCUUGCAGCCCCUGGACAUCCUCUUCGGCCAGGACUUCAAGAAUGGCUCCAUGAGGAAGAAGAUCAAAGUACAGGUCGACCAGUUCAAACCCUGGCUCAUCGUCAUGGGAGUCGACUGCAGGUUUUGGAACUUGUUCAACAUCAACAUGAACUGGUCGCACCGACAAGAACUACUUGAGAGUCUGCAAGAUGAAGAGCGCAUUUUGGUUCAGUUCGCAGUGGACAUCGCGCUCAUGCAGUACAAGGCCGGGCGAUACUUCCUGCUGGAGAACCCCCUGAGGUCGAGACUUUGGGAGGAAGACAAUGUCCGCCAGCUGAGAGAUCUGGAAGGCAUUUGGUCCACAGUGCUUGACGCAGGAGCCUAUGGUGCGGAGAUCAACAACGAGCCGAUCGCAAAGCCAAUGAGAUGGAUGGGCAAUCUCCCAGGCUUCGACCAGACCCUCAACCUACGGCUCACUCCAACACAGCGGCUCUACUGCAAGCCUAUCCAAGGCUCGAUGACUCGAAGAUCCCAGCAGUACCCGGACGAGCUUUGUCAUUGCAUUUUGCAAGAGCUCAAAUCUCUGGUGUUUCAACGUGAGCCUCAUCGUUUUGGAGCACCACUACAUCAGGUCUAUGCGAUGGCCUACCCCACAGAAGACCUCGCACUGUGGGACCACAUCGUGGACUACAUCACCAAUGUUUAUGAGAGGGGAGCAAAACGGCCCUUCAACAUUGGCUUGGACACCGAGAUGGGCAAGACCAUCCAACAGCUCUUCCGAAUCAAGGCAGUUCGCCUUCAAGCAUGCUAUGCACCGACGGCGAGAAGAAUUCCACCCAACGUGGACGAGUACUACACCCGAGCAGCUCUCUUGCAGUACGCUGAUGGUACUCGUGCCGUCGAGAUUGAAGAUUUGGGCGAGAUCGAAUUCCCCAAGAUGAAGUUCUCCAAGGCGGUCAGAGUGGCAGUGUUUGGAUAUGGACACCGUCUUGAGACGCCUGACCCCAAGCAGAACGAGCUCAAGGAAGACAGACCCGUCAUUCCGGGCAUGUCAGCUGACAUCAGCUUCCCAAAUGUCAGCGAUGUGGAGCAGCACAUUCGACGUUCUGUAGCACGACUACAUCUCAACUUGGGACAUCCCACGGCUCCAGAACUACUACGACUCCUGGCACAUCAAGGCAAAGUACCAGGCCCAGUCAUCAAAGCAGUUCAGGGACUGGUUUGCUCCACCUGUGAACGCCUUCGACCACCUCAAGAACCACGACCUGCAUCCAUGCCAAGUUUGACUGCAGGCCAAUUUGCUGACGAAGUGCAGGCCGACAUUUUCUAUGCACGGCUGCUGGACGGAACAUCCUUUGCCGUCCUUGGAAUCGUUGACAAGGCGACAGGCUUCCAUCAGGCUGGAUACAUGCCUGACCGGAACGCCACCACAGCGUUCCAAGUGCUCUCCGACAUCUGGCUUCGACCUUUUGGACUACCACUUCGCUUCGUGUGUGACCCAGAUCACACCUUCCGAGGUCAGUUUGAGCAACGCCUCAUGGCUAUGGGCGUGAUGGUUGAACACUGUCCACCGGAGGCGCACUACAUCAUCGGCAUGGUCGAACGGCGCAACGCCAUCCUCCGACUCACUCUGGAGAAGGUCAUUGACCAGCUUGGAGUGGUUUCAUUGGACCAAGUCCCGACUGUGCUCAUCCAAGCUUGUCACAGCAUCAACUCACUGCCCUUCACUCGCGGCAGAUCUGGCUAUCAGGCAGUUUUUGGCAGGACACCACGACUACCGGAUGACGUCCUCACUGACACCCAGGUCUUGAGCACCUCCACACAGCCCUUCCGGGACGUUGACAACCCUGGACUCCGGGCAGAACUGGUGAGAAGCGAGGCUAUGAAGGCCCUCAUCGACCUGAACGCCCAACAGCAGUUCAGGCGAGCAUUGCUUCGAAAGACUCGCAAUGUCAAAGUACCAGAACUACUUCCUGGACAACGCUGCGCAGUUUGGAGGUGGACAAAGAAGGGAGUGCGCAAGCGAGGAGCAUGGCUCACUGCCAGGUUCCUGUCCUGGGAUCCUCAAUACCCAGGAAGACAAGCAUGGGUUCGACUGGGAGCUUCAACCACCCUGGUCACUUCAGAGCAACUACGAGCAGCUCACGGGUUUGAAGAUUGGUGCCCCGAUGAGCAAGAUCUGAAGGCCCUCAAGGAUGCGAGCAAAGACUUUGGCCCUCAGAUGCUCGAAGACGAGAGAGGAGAACCUCCACCCGACGACACCACCGUGGACUCCGACAGUGGAGACUCCAGCACUGAGCAAGCAGAACGGCCCAAAUACCACAACCCGGGCAUGAGCAGGCAGGAACGCAAACAGCUGGACAGGGAGAUUCCAUGGAGACACAUCUUGACGAUGCCACCAGCCUACAUCGACAAGUUCCUGGCCGCCAUCGACAAGGAGACCAACAGUUGGUCCGAGUGGCGAAGUGUCAAGCCACUCUCAAGAGAAGAAGCCCAAGCCGUCCUGCGAGACAAGAUCCUCUCCAAGCGCGUGCUGCGCUCACGGGCCUGCUACCGUGAUAAGAAUGUGGGCCAAGGUGAAGUCAAAGCAAAAUGCCGCAUCGUUUGCUUGGGCCACCAAGAUCCCGAUCUCGAGGUCCUCAACCGUUCAUCCCCAACACCUGGAAGGACAUCGGAGAUGGUGAUGUACGCCAUGAUUGUGGCUGGGAUGAACCAGGAGCUCUUCGACACCCAGAAGCCAUGGCUGGCAUGGGCAGGAGACGCCCAAACUGCAUUCCUGCAGGGGAAGCAGAAAGACUCAGAGAGGCCACUACCUCUCUACAUGAGGCCUCCAAAAGAUGGCCUGAUCGAGAAGACCGGCCACUGGCGCUCCGACCUCUACCAGAUCCUGGGCAACGUCUAUGGGCUCAGCAACGCUCCACAUCUUUGGAGCGAGGAGGUGACAUCAAGGUUGACCUCCAAGGGGUAUGGCCGACAUGGCUUCGACCCUCAGCUCUUCUUCAAGAGGGACCCCAAGAGCGGCUAUCCAGUCAGCAUGUUGAUCGUCUACGUGGAUGACUUCUUAGGCCUCCACCGAGCUGACUAUGAGAUCACCGAGAUCCAAGACCUCUUCCGCUGGGGCGAUCUUCAAAGCUUUAAGGCCGGCAAGGCCAUCAAGUUUAAGGGCAAAGAACUGGUCAUUGAGCAGCUCUCCAAUGGCCGACAUCGGAUGAAGAUCACCAUGCAGGGCUUUCUCGACGCCCUCGACGUCGGCAAGAUCGCAAAGGGCAGGUCAAGCCAAGACCCUGUCAUGACUCCCAUGGAGCAGAAGGAGUACCGGUCAGUCAGCGGCUGCUUGCAAUGGGCAGCGACACAAUGCAGGCCUGAGAUCUCACCGCUCAUCAGCCUCUCCAACCAAGGUGCACAGACCACCUACCAAGGCCUCAAAGACUUGUACGAGGGCCUGGACUACCUCAAGUCCACGUCGGACCAGGGUCUGACCAUCCAGGACAUCCCCUUCACCAAGGACUCCCUGGUGCUCGGCUACUCCGAUGCGAGCUGGUGCAACGCCAGCCGGAGCGGCUCUCAAAUCGGCUUGGUGAUCGGCAUCACCAGCAUGGAGGCAAAGCAGAAGCCGGUAAAGUUCACGCCAUUAGAUUGGCGGAGCUCACGUGCCCCACGGGUCUGCCGAUCGACUCUGGCAGCUGAAGCAUGUGCUGCUGACGAGGCAGCUGAUCGUGGAGCAUACCUCAACCGGAUCAUCUCUGAGUUGAUCUACGCACAACCCUCACACCGAGUUGGCUGCCGUAUGUCCUAUGCCCAGGCCACGGACGCCCGCUCGCUCUACGACGCCAUCAUGGCUGAGGCGCCAAACAUCUCGGACAAAAGGUCCCUGGUGUCAGUGAGGAGUGUUCAAGAGGUGGUGGACACACACCAGCUCCACUGGGUCCCAACGACCCUUCAGUUCGCAGAUGGCUUGACAAAAGCCGAUGUCAAUCUGCGCAACGUGUGCAGAGCAUGGUUCGAAGACCCCAGAGCAGUCCUCGCAGACCACCCUGAGAACCAGAAGCUGCUGGAGCAGCUUGGCGCCAAGGUCAACAAAACAAAGACCAGUGAGAAACUUGCACCAUGA